AUGUCGUGGAUUUCACUCAAAUCAUUGGCUCUAUUGGCCGUUAUCUCCAUAUCCUCUUCGGUCAUUGAUCUAACGGGCGCCCUAUCAUUAUCAAACCCAUCAUUGUCUCGCCGUAGUCAAUGCCAGGCAACCUUAACAGAAGCAACAACUGUUGCCAAUGAGUUACAAUCUCUCUACUAUGACUCUUCCACCGGUCAAUAUAACAGUGGUGAACUAUGGACGGACUCGAAUACCAUCGAGGACUUACAUAACCUCAUGUUAGCUGCAGAUUCAGAUACCUGGGGAACAAUCGCCGACACUUCCUACAUCGGCCAGGCUGCUAACAAUGCAAACACUGACUGGGUUAGCUUCUUGGGCGGAAGCUACGACGACUCACAGUGGGUGAUAUUGGCCUUCUGGAAGAUUGCCGACUAUAAGGCAGCCCGAGGCCAAGAUAAUAGUGCUUAUCUCUCUAGCGCAUCCAAGGUAUACGAUAUCGUUGCUGCAGAGUGGGAUACUACUUCGUGCGGAGGAGGAGUAUGGUGGUCCUCUGCGCAAAACUAUAAGAAUGCAAUUACCAACCAACUUUUCCUGCUUACAUCAGCAGAAGGAUACAACAGAAACCAAAACCAGACUUAUCUCGACAAUGCCAACAAGGAGUGGGCUUGGUUGAGCGCAUCUGGUAUGCGUGGCUCAGAUGGCCUUUUCAACGAUGGCCUAGACCAAACUACUUGCCAGAACAACGGACAGACCGCCUGGACUUAUAACCAAGCUGUCGUGGCUUCUGGUCUCGGUGCACUUUAUACUGCCACUGGCAACUCGACUCUUCUUGAUCAGGCAGAGAUCAGCCUCGAUGCUACUAUCAGUCAACUGACAAGCAAUAAUAUAUUAAAAGAAUCCUGUGAUGACGCUGCAUCCGGAGGUGCACAAUGUGAUCACGAUCAGCAAAUAUUCAAGGGUUUAUGGACGAAACAUGUCCAAUACUACCUUGAUAGCGCAAACGACGCUACGCGCACCGCAAAAUAUAGCUCGUUCUUAGGAUCUCAGUAUUCAGCUGUGAUUCACUACGGGAUGAACGCGAACAAUGACAUCGGCUCCGUGUGGUACGCCCCUAAUGCAGGUGGAUCCGUCUUCCAGCCGGAGGCUUCGGCAGGUGGGCUGGAAGCUAUUAUAUCUAAUGCGAAGGUUUGUGCUUCCAAUCUUCCAUAA
Molecule: messenger RNA, 1188 nt
Organism: Serpula lacrymans var. lacrymans S7.9
Lineage: Eukaryota; Fungi; Basidiomycota; Agaricomycetes; Boletales; Serpulaceae
Product: glycoside hydrolase family 76 protein
Exons: 12
Coding region: 1-1188 (395 amino acids)
Biological process (GO): carbohydrate metabolic process
Source: RefSeq, a predicted model, not a curated record